AACGCAGUGAGUUAGCUAAAAAAGAAGAGGAGGCCUACUUUCAGAGAUGUGGCUACAAGCCUGUAAAUGAGAAGCCACCUGGAGAGGUACAGCAGCAAGAAGAGGAAGAGAAACCACUGACUUCAUCAAAUCCAGUGCUGGAACUUGAACUGGCAGAAGAAAAGUUACCAAUGACCCUUUCCAGACAGGAGGUUAUCAGGAGGUUACGAGAGAGAGGUGAGCCGAUCAGACUGUUUGGAGAAACAGACUAUGAUGCUUUUCAGCGUCUGAGGAAGAUAGAAAUUCUUGCACCUGAAGUGAACAAGGGCCUGAGAAAUGACCUGAAGGCUGCUUUGGAUAAGAUUGACCAGCAGUAUCUGAAUGAAAUUGUAGGCGGCCAAGAAGCAGGAGAUGAUGACUCUCAGAAUGACUUGAAAGUCCAUGAGGAGAAUACUACUAUUGAAGAACUGGAGGCUUUGGGAGAAUCCUUAGGACGGGGUGAUGAUCACUAUGAUAUGGACAUCAUAACGAAAUUCUUGAAGUUUCUUCUAGGAGUUUGGGCUAAGGAGCUGAAUGCCAGAGAAGACUAUGUGAAACGGGGAGUCCAGGGGAAGCUGAACAGUGCUACUCAAAAGCAGACGGAGUCGUACCUGAGGCCUCUCUUCAGAAAACUUCGGAAAAGGACACUUCCUGCCGACAUCAAAGAGUCAAUAACAGAUAUUAUUAAAUUCAUGUUGCAAAGAGAAUAUGUGAAGGCCAACGAUGCCUAUCUUCAGAUGGCCAUUGGAAACGCUCCCUGGCCUAUCGGGGUCACUAUGGUUGGCAUCCACGCUCGAACGGGUCGUGAGAAGAUUUUCUCCAAGCACGUCGCCCACGUCCUCAACGACGAAACUCAAAGGAAAUAUAUUCAGGGGCUGAAGAGACUCAUGACCAUUUGCCAGAAGCACUUCCCGACAGACCCAUCGAAAUGUGUGGAGUACAACGCUUUAUGAGGCUCUGCGGCGUCCAAGGCGUGGCUCAUACUUUGAUCUCCA
Molecule: messenger RNA, 1013 nt
Organism: Tauraco erythrolophus (red-crested turaco)
Lineage: Eukaryota; Metazoa; Chordata; Aves; Musophagiformes; Musophagidae
Source: RefSeq, a predicted model, not a curated record